This is a messenger RNA of Closterium sp. NIES-65, 3468 nucleotides long. Lineage: Eukaryota; Viridiplantae; Streptophyta; Zygnematophyceae; Desmidiales; Closteriaceae. The record is from the annotation of a GenBank genome assembly.
AUGGCUACCCCUAGUGUCCUAGCUUUUGACGCUGAGGGUCGCGCCAUUGAUUUUGAGGUCUGGUUAGACGACCUGCAGCUCUUCUUACAGUGCGACAGGGCUGACGACCUUUCUCUCUUUGACCUCACCUCUGGCGCCUCUCCUGCCCCUGCUGCUGAUGCUGAUCCCGCUGUCCGCUCUAAGUGGGCCACCCGCGAUGCUGCUGCACGUCUUGCUGUGCGUCGCCACCUCCCUACCUCUGAGCGUGCGCACUUUAGUCAGUACAAGAGUGCUCAGACCUUUGACACUCGCUACCGCGCCGCCCUUCCUGCUGAGUUCUGCGCUAAGAACCCCCCCCCCAUGUACAUCGCUCUCUACUACGUAGUCGCACGCCUCCCUGACUCCCUUCGCGUCGUCAGGGACCACUUUCUCGCAGUCUGUCCCACCACUCUCACCGUCGACCUCCUCGAGAAGGCCCUCCUUGCAGCGGAGAAGAGCAUAGUCGCUGUAGGUGCUUCUCGUGGUGACCCUCGCACCCCCAUCUUUGAGGGGUGCUCUCCUUCCCCCUUGCUGCCCUCUGUUGCCUCUGCUGCUGCUGCCGACCUGCUUGGUCUUGAGUCGGUCGGCGCGGCGUCUGCCCCUAGUGGGAGACGUCGCUCCAGCAAGGGCAAGGGGGGCAAGGGCGCGGGUGGAGCUGGAGGGGGCGGUGGCGGUGGCGGCGGUGGCGGCGGAGGGAGUGGGGGUGGCGGCGGGGCUAGUGGCGGUGGUGGUGGUGGUGGUGGCGGCAGCAGCGGCGGAGACGGUGGUGGUGGUGCCAGCGGUGGUGGUGGAGGCAGCGGCGGAGGUGGAGGCGGCGGAGGUGGAGGCAGUGGAGGCGGCAGCGGAGGAGGCAGUAGUGGUGGAGGAGGUGGAGCUGGUCGGGGUGGUACCCAGCAGCGUAGCGGCGGUGGUGGUGGCCAGCGCUCGCACCGGCAGCAGCAGCAGCGCUCGCGGGACAUCCCUUCGCCUCAGCAGCUUCGUGAGUGGUACGCUGGGCGUCAGAGGGGUGGGGGUACUGGUCCCUGCACCUACGUUCUUUGUUCCGGCGACCGCGCGGGUGAGCAGUGUGGGGGUGCCCACGCCACCCAGCGCUGCUUUGGCCGCCUGACGGACGCUUGGCGUCAGCAGUUCCCUGGGGCUAGUGAGAUCCCUCGCUGGGAUGAGCUUCUCAGGGCUGGUGUAGCGAUCUUUGAUCUUGAUUUUGAUGCUAUCCUUACUGCUAUGUAUGUUGUGGAUUAUAGUGAGGAGAAUGAGGGUUACCGGUGUUUUCAGCCCGACCCGGGCAUUGGUACUGCUGCGCUAGGUGCUUGUGAGGCUGUUGCUCUAGGUGCCAGUGCGUCUGCGCUCUCAGGUACUGGUGAGACUGCGCUCUCAGGUACUGAGUCGUCCUCGUCCUCCCUCACUUUCACACUUGACUCCGGAGCUUCUCGCUCCUUCUUUCGAGACCGCACUACCCUUUCGCCGCUCGCCAGGCCGGUUGCGGUCUCCCUUGCUGACCCCUCUGGGGGUCCUGUCCUGUCUCACUUCUCCACUGUCCUCCCGUGUCCGGCUGCCCCUUCGGGCACCCUGUCGGGUCUGUACCUUCCCUCGUUCUCUACGAACUUGGUGGCUGCGUCGGGUCAGGUACUUGCUGCUGCGUCCCGGACCUUCCUGUGUCCCCUGUGUCGAGGGUCGCCUCCGGGCUACUCCUCACUCUCCCACUUCCCCCCGACAGAGGCUCCCCUGCAGACGCUUCACAUGGAUGUGUGGGGCCCAGCCCCCGUCCGUGGGCAGGGUUACGAGAGCUACUUCCUGUUGGUGGUUGACGACUACUCGCGUUACACCACAGUCCUCCCCUUGUGCAGCAAGGGUGCGGUCACUGAGGUGCUGAUCGACUGGAUCCGCGAGGCUCGUCUCCAGCUCAGGAAGAGCUUCGGCUCGGACUUUCCUGUUCUCCGUCUGCACUCUGACAGAGGCGGAGAGUUCUCUUCUCGCCUUCUGCGAGACUACUGUCGUGCACGGGGGAUCCGCCAGACCUUCACGCUUCCGGACUCACCACAGCAAAAUGGGAUUGCUGAGCGCCGCAUUGGCAUGGUCAUGGAUGUCGCUCGUACGUCCAUGAUGCAUGCGGCUGCCCCCCAUUUUCUGUGGCCGUUUGCGGUGAGGUACGCGGCGCAUCAGCUCAACCUUCACCCCCGGGUCUCUCGGCCAGCGAUGUCCCCAGCCUUGCUGUGGACGGGGAAGGUUGGCGAUGCGUCUGUGUUCCGUGUCUGGGGAUCUCGGGCGUUUUUCCGCGACCUGUCUGCGGACAAGCUGUCCCCUCGUGCUGCUCCCUGUGUCUUCCUUGGCUUCCCCACUGACGCCCCAGGGUGGCAGUUUUACCACCCCUCCUCUCGUCGUGUUCUGUCCUCCCAGGACGUCACGUUCGACGAGUCAGUCCCCUUCUACCGUCUCUUCCCCUACCGCACUCCUUCCCUCCCCCCUCCCCGGACUUCCUUGUGCCGGUUCCCCCCCGGUAGACCCCCUCCCCCUCAGGUUCCUGCCCCCUCAGGUGUGUCCCAGGUAGACGCCGUUGACCCGGUCGAGGUUACUGGUGACUCUGGUGCUGCUGCGGGUGCUGAGCCUGGGGGUGCUGACUCUGGGGGUGCUGUGCGCGGGGUGCUGAGCCUGGGGGUGCUACUGCUGGGGGUGCUGGGCCUGAGGGUGCUACUGCGGAGGGUGCGGAGCCUGGGGGUGCUGAGCCGGGGGGUCGCUGUGCCUGGAGGUGCUGGGUCUGGGGGUGCUGGGAGCUGCGCGAGUGGUUCGCUCGCCGCUGGAGGCGUGCUGCUGAGUCUGGAGGUGCUGCUGGAGCUGGAGCUGGAGCUUCUUCGACCGUCGAUGGGUGCGGGUGCAGCCGGUCCCGGAGCUGCUGGCCCUGCAGGUCCUCCUGGAGCUGGAGCUGCUGAGGGCGUUCGUGCUGAGCCUGCUGCUGUUGGUCCUGCCGCUGGAGGUGUGGGUGGCGCUGGUGCUGUCGCUGAGGGUGCUGGUGCUGUCCCUGCUGAGUCUGGAGCUGCCGCGCGGCCUCGGCCGUACUUCGUUCCGCUCCUUCAGCAGGUUCUUGGUCUUUCUCCUCCAGUCGAGGGUCCACCGCCUGUCCAGUCGCAGCCCCUACUGGAGCCUUCCUCUCCACUGCCUGCUCCCUCUCCUUACACUGGUCCUACUGGAGGUCUUGCUGAGCGUCGUGAGCCUGCGUCUCGUCCCGCGUCGCCUUCGGACUCUCUUCGUGCUGCCAGUCCCACUGUCACGCGUCUGCUUGCUACUGUCGUCACUGACCCCUCUUUUGAGUCCACUGCUGCGUCUGCUUUAGUCGCUGAGCUCGUCGACUUUGCUGCUCGCUGCCGUCUCGACUACGCUGCUAGCCUUGUUGCUGAGUCUGCGUCUGUCUGUCCUCCGUCCGUCGGGGUGAGUGUGCUCUUGGCACGGACGUCCUAG